Coregonus sp. 'balchen' is the source of this 26895-nucleotide messenger RNA. The record is from the annotation of a GenBank genome assembly. NCBI's taxonomy places the organism in Eukaryota, Metazoa, Chordata, Actinopteri, Salmoniformes, Salmonidae.
AUGGCUGCAACAGCGGCUUGGAUGCAUGGCCCCUCCAAUAUGCGGCUAACCGAGGGUUUCGUGUCUGUUCUGAAAGAGCAGCGGCCCGAAUAUUUACCUGCACUUUUAGCGAAUUACCGGGAGCAUGGCGUGUUCUCGACUCAGGUAAAAUUGGCCAGCUAUUCUUGGAAUUGGCCACGCAUGGCAUCCCGUCUGCGCUCCAGUCCGUAGCAUGUCUCAAUUCAAUCGACUCGUGCUAGUCUUUGUUUUUCCCUUGCUGUAUGCUAUUGUGUCAUAUAUCUUGCUACAUAGCCAACUCUAAUGUCGUUUUGCUUCUAAAGUUUGUAUAACAGUGUUGAUCGCCAGGUUGCUGUCACUUACUUCUCGCUCCUAUCCCCCAGAGUACCGGAGCUGUCGGUGGUCUCGUGGGACUCAGCAACGCCAAACUCGGCAACAGCAAAACCAAGUUCGAGGGUCUGUGCCUUCUCUCCGUGCUGGUCAAAGACAGUUCUAGUGAUGUGUUCCAACAACACUGUCUCUCAUGGCUACGGUCCCUACAACAGGUCAUACAGGUAAGACACUGUAUGAAGACACCUGUAGACCAGUGCUUGACUUGGGAAGGAGCUCAGGAAGAGUACCACCACCUCAAAUGUUCUACUGCUUGAGCUCCUGUGUCUCUUAUAGAAUAUUAGCUCAAAAAUUGAGUACCGACACCUAUUUCAGUCCAAGUCAAGCACUGCUGUAGACUUUCACGAUAAACACACACACACACCAGAGAUACAAGAACUGGAGACGCAUCUGUCCAAAACAUUCACUGUGAGACAAAUCCAAGACACACACCUGUACAGCAAAACACAUAACCCAGAGAGAGACACACAUUUUAUGAAUUUGCUUAAUGAAAUGUGGAUGGGGACAUCAAAGAACUGGGCUAAAUCUCUUAACAUGUCUUAUUUAAAAAAUCUACUUAAGCUAAUUCAAACUCUUUUUUCCUAUAUCCCACAGUCCCAGGCCCCUCUCCCUUCCAUCCAGCUAGCAGUGGGUGUCCUCCAGGACCUGCUCCAGUAUUCCUCCCAGCUACCUGAGCUGGCCAGGGAGGUGGGCCUCAACUCUGUCCUGGGGAUCCUCACCUCCCUGCUAGGCCUCAAGUCUGAGGUAAAUUAGGGCUGGGGAAUAGCUUGUAGUAGAUAACUAUGUAAGAUGGAGGAUACUAAAGCAAAAAGGUGGCAGUGAAAUACUAGUGAUUCAUUCUCUGUACUUUGUAUUGAGGACUACUAGAGCAGAAUUCAGGCAAUUGCUUUUAUUUAUUUUGUUGGAUCUAAUCGAUAUUAGCUGACUGCAAACAGAACAUUUAUCAAUAGAUCAAUUUGUGGAUUGUAGCAUACAGUGUGGUUGUAAAGUAACAGUGUGUGUAUGUUUAGUGUCACCUAGCUGCCAUGGAGGGGAUGACCGCAUGUAUGACCUUCUAUCCUCGAGCCUGUGGCUCCCUGAGGGUGAGUAUUAGAACAUACUCAUUUACUAUAUUACAAAUACGAUACUCUUUUAGUACAUCAUAUUUGGGAGACAUUGUGUUGUUGUUAUGGAUGUUGUUGUUUUAUCUCUGUCUGACUAUUUGUCUUCAACAGGACAAACUGGGUGCCUAUUUCUUAUCCAAAAUGGACAGUGCCAACCCAAAAGUACAAGAGGUUUGUCUUCAGUUUAUUUGUGACCCACCACCUGGAUUCGGUCCUAUGUAGCAAAAUUUGAAAUUGUGUUUUUUACAUUGGAUAAAAGUAGAGACUCCGAUCUUGAAAAUUGUAUAUCGUACACUGCAGUUGAGCAACAAUGGGAAAGUAAUUCUGCUUUGAAAGUUGAUAAACUUGUAACCCCACUUUUGAGAAAAUGGCCCGUGAAUAUUUUCGUACACGUACUGGAGAGCUCUUCUUUGUCUACAGCCAUUCAGCAUCCUUCACACCCUCUUAAGCCUUAGCCCCACCCAUCUCUUUAAGGAUUCACAGUGUAGUAAACAACCACAUAUUUCAAGACUAAAUGUGGUGAAAGUAGUAGCAAAAAUACACUAUCUAGUCCUUGGCCUAUAUCCUAAUCUGAUUUUGGUGCAGGUCAUGUUGUUCUUCACAUUACCGUUUCUGGUAAACACACUAUAUCAAAUAAAACAAAGUUUAUUUGUCACAUGCACAGGAUACAGAAGGUGUAAACGGUACAGUGAACUGGUUACUUGCAUAGUGGAGUCUUUGGUUUAGACAUGUAGCUAGCUAAACAAUUAACCAUAAUCCCAACUCUAAUGCCGCGUUCAAAACAACUGGGAAGUCAGGGGGGAAAAUUAACUCUGACUGGGGAAAAAUCGAUUUGAACGGUCAUCCAACUCGGAAUUCCAACUCGGGCCUCUUUCUAGAGCUCCGACCGGAACAUCACUGAUGUCAUGCUUUGACCUCGUACUUUUCAGAAUUCCCAGUUUUGAACGUGGCAAUACUACCAUGCAUGAAUCUGCAGGUAGCUAAAGCUAACCAACUAGGUUCAAUGUUAGCUAGCUGGCUAACAUUAGGCUAUAACUAGCAAUGCAAAUGAAUUUCUGAGAUACUAAUAAUAUUACUACACCAAUCAUACACGUAACAUUAGCUAGCGAGCCAGCCAGCUAACAUUAGCUAGCUAGCUAACAGCACUCUUUAACUUGCAAUGAAAAUGACUUUCUGACAAAAUUAGAAACUAAUAAUAUCUGAAAAUGUAGCUAUACUCUUACCCAUAUACAUGGAUGAACGCUUCUCUCUCUGUCACGGAUGCCAUGGUUGCCCUUAGUUUGAAGAUGUAAUCCGGAGACGUGUUUUAUACAACAGCCUUUUUUCUGUGCUCUUUUUGGACUCUCCACAUUUGGCAAUCCUCUUUCUGCUUCCACCAGGCAUUCCACUGAUUUCAAAACUCGGUCAAUUUCUUCAGUGACAACGACACCGUUUCUUCCCCACCAUUGUCAUCAGAAGACUCUACAAUGUCUGGUUCAAUGAAAAUGUUUUAACCUAAAUCAAGGAUUUCGUCAUUCUGAUUAAUUUUCUGAGUCAGCAUGGCACUAUCAUCCUCCAGAAAGUAGUCCAUCAUAACUGUUUCCCACUGAGCUUUGUCGAUAGCGCUAUUAACCUCUACUUUGAUCGUGUGUCCCGUAUACAGGACGAUUGAGCUAAUGUGUGCUAAUGUGAUUAGCAUGACUGUUGUAAGUAACAGCAAACUUUUCAGGACAUAGACAUGUCUUAUAUGGGCAGAAAGCUUAAAUUCUUGUUAAUCUAACUGCACUGUCCAAUUUACAGUAGCUAUUACAAUGAAAAAAUUCCAUGCUAUUGUUUGAGGAGAGUGCACAAAAGCAAAAAAACGUAUCACGGCAACUGGUUUGAUACAUUCACCUCUGAAGGUAAAUAAUAUACUUACAUUCAGUAAUCUUGCUCUGAUUUGUCAUCCUAAGGGUCCCAGAGUUAAAAUGUAGCAUAGUUUUGUUUGAUAAAAUCAAUUUUUAUAUUCAAAUGUAGGAACUGGGUUCUACAGUUUGAACCCCUGAUGUCUCUGGCUCCACACCCACCCCGCCCGGCCAUAUAGUCUGCGUUUAUUUUCAGCAAACUUAACGUGUAAAUAUUUGUAUGAACAUAAAAAACUCAACAACUGAGAUAUAAACUGAGCAAGUUCCACAGACGUGACUAACAUAAAUGGAAUAAUGUGUCCCUGAACAAAGGGGGGGUCAAAAUCAAAAGUAACAGUCAGUAUCUGGUGUGGCCACCAGCUGCAUUAAGUACUGCAGUGCAUCUCCUCCUCAUUGACUGCACCUGAUUUGCCAGUUCUUGCUGUGAGAUGUUACCCCACUCUUCCACCAAGGCACCUGCAAGUUCCCGGACAUUUCUGGGGGGAAUGGCCCUAGCCCUCACCCUCUGAUCCAACAGGUCCCAGACGUGCUCAAUGGGAUUGAGAUCCGGGCUCUUCGCUGGCCAUGGCAGAACACUGACAUUCCUGUCUUGCAGGAAAUCACGCACAGAACGAGCAGUAUGGCUGGUGGCAUUGUCAUGCUGGAGGGUCAUGUCAGGAUGAGUCUGCAGGAAGGGUAACACAUGAGGGAGGAGGAUGUCUUCCCUGUAACGCACAGCGUUGAGGUUGCCUGCAAUGACAACAAGCUCAGUCCGAUGAUGCUGUGACACACCGCCCCAGACCAUGACGAACCCUCCACCUUCAAAUCGAUCCCGCUCCAGAGUACAGGCCUCGGUGUAACGCUCAUUCCUUCGACGAUUAACGCGAAUCUGACCAUCAUCCAUGGUGAGACAAAACCGCAACACAUCAGUGAAGAGCACUUUUUGCCAGUCCUGUCUGCUCCAGCGAUGGUGGGUUUGUGCCCAUAGGCGACGUUGUUGCCGGUGAUGUCUGGUGAGGACCUGCCUUACAACAGGCCUACAAGCCCUCAGUCCAGCCUCUCUCAGCCUAUUGCGGACAGUCUGAGCACUGAUGGAGAUUUUGUGCGUUCCUGGUGUAACUCGGGCAGUUGUUGUUGCCAUCCUGUACCUGUCCCGCAGGUGUGAUGUUCGUAUGUUCGUAUGAUCCUGUGCAGGUGUUGUUACACGUGGUCUGCCACUGCGAGGACGAUCAGCUGUCCGUCCUGUCUCCCUGUAGCGCUGUCUUAGGCGUCUCACAGUACAGACAUUGCAAUUUAUUGCCCUGGCCACAUCUGCAGAACUCAUGCCUCCUUGUAGCAUGCCUAAGGCACGUUCAUGCAGAUGAGCAGGGACCCUGAGCAUCUUUCUUUUGGUGUUUUUCAGAGGCAGUAGAAAUGCCUCUUUAGUGUCCUAAGUUUUCAUAACUGUGACCUUAAUUGCCUACCGUCUGUAAACUGUUAGUGUCUUAACGACCGUUCCACAGGUGCAUGUUCAUUAAUUGUUUAUGGUUCAUUGAACAAGCAUGGGAAACAGUGUUUAAACCCUUUACAAUGAAGAUCUGUGAAGUUAUUUGGUCCUGAAAAAGGGACGUUCAUGGUAUAAAAGUUUGUUAUUAAGGCACAUGUUCCAGAAGGCAUUUCUGCCAAAAAAACGCACAAAAUAAAAAACGUUCAAAUGCCUCUUCUGUGAAGUAGUGACAUGCCUAGUUUCUUGAAACGGGUCACAGUUUCUUCCAUGUCAAAUCUAUCUCUAUUUGUAUGCUUUAUUUAUACAAACCUCAUGUUUGUCAACUCCUUCACUUUUCUCCUCCAUCUCUCUCUUCCAUCUCCAUCUCCAGGUAGCAUGUGAGUGUUAUGGUCGUCUGCCCUGUCUGGGCGGAGUCGUGGAGAGAGGGGGUGGCGGGCGCAGAGCCGAGGGAUGGACCAGUCAGCUUCACUGCCUGCUGGCCUCGGCCAAUAGCAUACUGGCACAACUCUACCAGGGCUCUGAAUCAGGUAAAGAAUGCUUUUUCUUUCAUAAAGUUUGAGUAUGAGCGCUGAUCUAGGAUCAGUAUAGCCGUAUAGAUCAUAAUGAAUAAGAUUACAUGGUCAGGGGAGACCUGAUCCUAGAUCAGCACUUCUACUCUGAGAUGCUUUCAUGAAUGAUAAAAACAUGAAAAUAGUCUUCUGGGUUUUACAACCAGAAUGAUGCUUAUCUACUAGGGAUGUAAUGAGUCACCGAUACGCAUCGGAAUCCGGUUCAAAUGUUUUAAGAUACGAGUGCACCGGUCCGCGGGAGCCCAAACCGAUCCAAAUGUAGCAUGAAUCGGUCAGAAAAUCAAUUCAAACGUUUACGAACCGCCGAUUUCACUAACGGCUUUUACUCAUAUAAUGUUAUUUCCCCCAUUCGAAAAUACCUCUAAUCUUUUGUGACUGAAUUGAUGCGUCCUCUCCUUCAGUAGCCUAUCGAACUAAGCAUGUAAAUGUGUAUGACAGUCACUGAUCUCCAAGCCAGAUAACAACUGUGUGUGGGUACAGAGCGCAGCUGCUCGUGCCAGAGGUAGGCCUACCUCUGAUCUUAUAUUCAAACAUCUGCGUGGCACCUUCAGCAUUCAAAUGCUUGUAAAAUGGCUUUUGCAAUGUCAAAUUAUAUGGUUUAUUAGUUGGGUGACAAGCAUUGUAAUUUGCUGGGUCAUUGUUACCAAAUACGAUGUAGAAAAUUGUGUUUUCCCGGCGGAGUUGUGUAGACUACCGGAGUGGACACAACUUACAUGUUGCUGAUUGCACAUCUAAUUACUGCGACUCGCUGUUGGCUGGGCUCCCUGCCUGUGCCAUUAAACCCCUACAACUCAUCCAGAACGCCGCAGCCCGUCUGGUGUUCAACCUUCCCAAGUUCUCUCACGUCACCCCGCUCCUCCGCACACUCCACUGGCUUCCAGUUGAAGCUCGCAUCUGCUACAAAACCAUGGUGCUUGCCUACGGAGUUGUGAGGGGAACGUCACCUCCGUACCUUCAGGCUCUGAUCAGUCCCUACACCCAAACGAGGGCAUUGCGUUCAUUCACCUCUGGCCUGCUGGCUCCCCUACCUCGGCGGAAGCACAGUUCCCGCUCAGCCCAGUCAAAACUGUUCGCUGCUCUGGCACCUCAAUGGUGGAACAAGCUCCCUCACAACGCCAGGACAGCGGAGUCACUCACCACCUUCCGGAGACACUUGAAACCCCACCUCUUUAAGGAAUACCUGGGAUAGGAUAAAGUAAUCCUUCUACCCCCCCUUACCCCACCCCCCCCCCAAAAAAAAAAAUUUGUAAAGUGGUUGUCCCACUGGCUAUCAUAAGGUGAAUGCACCAAUUUGUAAGUCGCUCUGGAUAAGAGCGUCUGCUAAAUGACAAAUGUAAAUCUAACUGCUGAUUGGGUCUUUUUGAUUGCCAGGUUUGACCAUAAGAAAUAGUUUUGGUAGUUUUGCUUGAAACAGUCAGUGCAUUUGGUCAUUUUUACAGGAAAGGUUAAAGUUGUAAUUUCAUAACAAGGACAGCAAUCAUUUUUGCGAGCCGCACUGUAUGGUCAGAGUGGAGAAGAGCAUCUCUUCUCCGUAAAGUUCCAAAUGGUCAAAAACCAUUUGUUUUUGAGACGGGGUGAAAUACAAAGCUGUGUUAUAUUAAUUGGCUAUGUCAUAGUUAAUUUCUAAAGAUAAAUAUUGACAUAUUACUAUAAUUAAAAAAAACUGUUAAAAUGACAAGUUAAUCAGUGGGUGAUGGGGAUUUCAGAUAAAACAUUGGGGGACAAAAAUUAUAAAUUGCCCUCCACCCCUAAUCUGGAUGCUCAGUCUGUCCUAUGACUCUGCUCAGGUGCCUACACACACCAUAUACAUAAUUUUCUCUCACACACACACACAAACAGAGGCCCAAUCAGCUCAGAGUGGCCCAGGUCCUUAGCUCUAUUUGCCUGUGUUCAUGCAAGAAAUGUAUCGAUUUGUUCCUCUAAUCAAACAGAAUCGCACCGAAUCGUUUCAAACUUAAAGUAUUGUUCCUGUAUCAGUAUCAGAGCCCAUGUAUCUGGAUUGUGCUUGAAAGGAACUAUUCACAUCCCUAUUAUCUAGUGAGUCAUGCCUCUUUCCCUACUGUGUGUUCUGCCCUCUUCUGGUUCAGAAGGGACAGUGCAGUAUGAAGGGCCAGGUGUAGAGCUGCCCUACCCUCCUCUGGACGACACAGACCCCCUCCUCCUGCUGCAGCUACAACACAGAUACAGAGCUGCCUGUCUGGGUCUCAAACACACACUCAGGUAGGUACACACACACACACACACACAUCGGAAGCUUUUACUAACUACCCAAAUUAAAAUUGUUCAUGUGUCUCUCUACUCUUCUGUUUCUCUCUCUGUUCCUCUAUCUCUCUCUCUCUGUUUCUCUCUCUCUCUGUUUCUCUCUCUCUCUCUCUUCUCUCUCUCUCUCUGUUUCUCUCUCUGUUUCUCUCUCUCUCUCUGUUUCUCUCUCUGUUUCUCUCUCUCUCUCUGUUUCUCUCUCUCUCUCUGUUCUCUCUCUCUCUCUCUUCUCUCUCUCUCUCUCUCUCUCUCUCUCUCUCUCUCUCUCUCUCUGUUUCUCUGUGUUUCUCUCUCUCUGUCUCUGUGUGUUUCUCACUCUCUCUCUGUGUUUCUCUCUCUCUCUCUCUCUGUCUCUCUCUCUCUCUGUCUCUCUCUCUCUCUGUUUCUCUCUCUCUCUGUUUCUCUCUUUCUCUGUUUCUCACUCUCUCUUUCUCUGUUUCUCACUCACUCACUUACUCACUCACAGUGUGGACCCGGCCUCUGCAGUGCGUCUACCUGUACAGCAGGUGCUCAACCUGGUCUGUCGCGCCCUGGCGGUCAGCUCCAAGAGCAUAGUGAGUGCCUCCUCUCUCUCUCACACACAAACACCACUGUUUUGUCAACCACCCCCCAAAAAAAGAAUACAUUCAACCACCAAAAAUGCAGUAGGUACAUGAGUAUCUUUAGUGUAUCGUUAACAUGCUUCUCUUUAUCAACAGAAUUUAACAGGUGAUGGGUGUGUGAGGCUGCUGGUGUUGCCUGCCAUACACAAAGAUACUCUACAGGUGCUGCACGCUCUCAUCACAGCGUAAGUACCUACUGAAUGCAACCCAGUUGCUAGCCUGGUCCCAGAUCUGUUUGCGCUCACGCAACUCCAUUGCUGUCAUUGUCUAGUCAAACAAUGAGUCACAAGGAGUUGGCAUGACCGCAAACAGAUCUGAGACCAGGCAAAAGUCUAAAUGAAAUAGGUGUUUUAAUAAUUAGUGGACUGAUGGACUUUAAUUCUUCUCCGUUCUCUCCUGUCUCAGUUUAGGCAGUGGGUUGGUGCUGUACUCCAGUGUGCUACAGAGACUGUUCUCUCAGACCCUGUCUGCCUGGACCCCUCUACCUGAAACCAGCCUGGGACAACAGAGAGCAUUCAGGUAUCACACACACCCUGCACGCUACGCAUGCAUACAAACCACAGGAGGUUGGUGGCACCUUAAUUGGGGAGGACGGGCUCGUGGUAAUGGCUGGAGCGGAAUUAGUGGAAUGGUAUCAAAUACAUCAAACACAUAGUUUGAUUCCAUCCGCUCCGUUCCAGCCAUUAUUAUGAGCCGUCCUCCCCUCAGCAGCCUCCACUGAUACAAACACACACGCUACACAAGACUCCAAACCUCUUCAUUUGUAUUCAUAUGUUUAUAAUCUGUCUCUCCUUUGACCCAUAGUGCAGUGCGAGUGUCCGUGUAUCGUACCUUAGAACUCUGGGUAAGAGUGGGAGGAGCCUCAGCCGGUGUCUUGCAGGGAAGCCCCACACAUUCCGAGCUCCUAUUGGCCCACCUGCUGGGAGACAUCACACCAGGGGCGGACUCUGUUAGGGUGAGAGGAUCUGAUUGGUAUAUUGCCAACGAGAAAGCUUAGGAUGGUCACUACUAUGGCUAUGUAGUGCACAAUUUCUGGUCAAAAAGUGUUGGUCAAUAGUAGUGCACUACAUAGGGAAUAGGGUGCCAUUACCCGUUAUUUACUCACGCUCCACUUAAGUGUAACGCCAUCCCCCUCUCGUCUUCUUCUUCCCCUCUCUAGCCCUCUACCUCUCCUCAGCUCCGUGAUCUGGUUUCCAGCAAGCCCUGCCCUAAAAGUCGGAAGCCCGGAUUGGCUAUGGGCGACGGGGGCGGAGCCUCUCUCCAGAGGAAAGGAGACUCGCUGGCCAAUCAGGACACCUGCCUGUCUGCACUCAGAGGUGAGGGGGUGGGGUGUAUCUAGUUUGUUGACAUUUGGUGAUUAUUGGAGACGUGCGUAAACAAAACCAAACAUUUUUGAGUCAUGUUGCCAACGAAUGACCAAUCCCUUUAAUAGUGUAUUUUUAACAUUACAAUCAAUCACAGGUCAAUGAUAUCUUCACUAGCUGUGUUGUGAUGAGAGUAUAGUAAUACAACAUAUGACCGUCUCUCUCUUUGCAGCAUUGAGACAGGUCAUACUGACCAGUGGAUCUCUCCUGAAGGAAGAUAUACACAAGGUCAGUUGUGUGUGUGUUGUGUUAUUACAAACAUUCCCCAUAGUGUGUGUAUGUACAGUCAGGUCCAAAAUUAUUGGCACCCUUGAUAAAGAUGAGCAAAAAAGACUGUAUAAAAUAAAUAAUACAAAUACUGAGCUAUUAACCACUCCUAUGUAAAUGGUAGAUUAUCAGACACUCAAGAAGAAGGUCUGAUUUCAUUAUUACUGAAACAGGAUACAAGUGGGAAAUAUAAAGAUCCAGUCCAUUUAAAAAAUUUGAGGCCCCUUACACUUCAGUGUUGUGAUGCAAACAUUCUAGCAAAAUGUAUAGCGCAUAGAAUUAAAAAGGUAUUGUCAUGGACGUUACAUUGGAGAUAAUAUAAGGCAAGUACUGGAAACAAUACACACUAUAUUCAUAGCUCACUUUGAAAAGGCUUUUGAUAAAAUAUGACUUGAGUUUAUAUAUAAAUGCCUGGAGUAUUUCAAUUUUGGAGAGUCUUUUAUAUAAUGGGUUAAAAUCAUGUAUAGUAACCCUGGGUGUAAAAUAGUAAAUAAUGGCUAUUUCUCAGAAAGUUUUAAACUGUCAAGAGGAGUAAAACAACGUUUGUCCACUAUCGGCAUAUCUAUUAAUUAUGGCCAUCAAAAUGUUAGCUAUUAAAAUCAGAUCCAACAAUAAUAUCAAGGGAUUAGAAAUCCAGGGCUUAAAAACAAAGGUGUCAUUGUACGCUGAUGUUUUCUUUUAAAUCCACAACUUGAAUCCCUCCACAGCCUCAUAGAGGAUCUAGAUAUAUUUUCUAACCACUCAAGGUUACAACCAAAUUAUGAUAAAUGUACUAUAUUACGUAUUGGAUCACAAAAAAAUACAAUUAUUACAUUACCUUGUAGUUUACCAAUAAAAUGGUCUGAUGGUGAUGUGGAUAUACUUGGUAUACAUAUCUGUUACGUGAAUUAUUUAACAAACUAUUUUAGUGUCUCUGUGCGUCUCCCAAAAGGUUGUAAGUAUUUUGGGAUUUAAGUAACGGCCAGAGUCCCGGUCUGCAUAGUCAGAGAAAUGUAUUCAUUGAGAAUUCUGCCAUCACAAUUUCAGAGUCCAUCUUUUAUACUCAUACGUCAUACAAAAAGAAAUCCCUCCCCUCUGUAGGCGGGCUGUAGUUUUCCACUCUAAAACUGCUCUACUGACCUUCAGUUCACACACACACACAUAUACACACAUAAAUACACACAUACAUACACACACACAUAUCCUACUCCCUGCAUUACUCAGUUAUUGCCGUUCUCACAAUAUUCUGCACCAUGUUUUCAUAACAGUUUCUCCCCUCCCUAAAUUGGGAGGCCUCUUUAUCUUAGUUUCUCAGUUGUCUUUGUUGUCUGGCCUAACUCUUACUCACAUUGCUAAAUAGUGGCUCAAUGCCAUAGCCUUUACUGGUCCUACACUCACACAUUUCUAACACAUUAUACACAGUUUCAGGGUGUAAUAAUUAGUCAUUAAUAAUUAAUCUAUCAAUAUCCCAAAAUAAAUAAAUGAUCUCACUCCAAUAAAUGUUAAUAGAAAGUUAGCAAAAAUAGAUAAGAUCUUGCUACCAUGGAAAGGUGGGUGCCUGUCAAUUUGUGGAAAAAUCACCCAGUUUACCUAUUUGCUUAUGGUCUUGCCUACACCUAGCGAACAGUUUUUUAAAUGAUAUGAGAAAAAAAGAUUCAAUUUUAUUUGGAACGGCAAGCCAGACAAAAUGAAACGGGCCUAUUUAUAUAAUUAAUAUGAAUUCAGAGGACAGAAAUUAUUAAAUAUUAACGCAUUAGACCUAUCACUAAAAUCUUCAGUCAUACAAAAGUUAUACUUAAAUCCGAACUGGUUCUUUAGUAAAUUAGUAAGAUUGUCUCACCCCAUGUUCAAGAAUGGCCCUUUUCCCUUUAUUCAGAUUACAACCUCUCACUUUCAGUUAUUUGAAAAGGAAAUCAUCUCCCAAAUAUCACUAUUUCUAAAACAAGCCAUAGAAAGUUGGUUGCAAUUUCAAUUUAAUCCUCCAGAAACGACAGAACAAAUACUGCAACAAAUAUUGUGGUUAAACUCAAAUAUACUAAUUGAUAAAAACCAUUAUUUUUGGAAUAAAAAGUUAUAAUCUUCGUAAAUUAUAUCAUAGCUAGGACCGGUGGAGUUAUGUCGCACAUGCAGCUAACAAAAACAUAUGGAAAUGUCUGCUCUAUCCAACCAAAUAUUUGCAGCAUUACCACAAAAAUGGAAGGGGGGAAAAGUAAGGAACUUGUCUGUAGGCCCUGCAUUAAAGACCAUAAUUGGUUAAAGAAAAUUGUGAUAAAUAAAAAAGUAUACCAGUUUCAUUUAAGGACCAAAGGAUUGACAGCCGUCCCAUAUAGAUUGCAAAAUAGUUGGGAAGAGAUUUCUGACGUACCGAUUCCAUGGCAAAUGGUUUAUGAACUGAUACGCAAAACGACGCCGGAUUCAAAACUUAGAAUUUUUCAAUUUAGGAGGGCGCUAGAGAGCGUGCUAUGGAGUAGACGUGCAUUGCUAGAGCUCCGCUCAAUUUUGAAACAAAUUCAUAUUUAUCUUAACCUCUCACAACCUAUAACUUCAAACAAAUAUGACAAAGGGAAAAGGCAACAAAAAAGGGGGCGCUAAACAAGAUAAUUGGAAUGAGAUAGACAACGAACCAAUUUCAACGUCGCCGACCCACGAGGAGCUAGCUGAAGAGGCUAGCUUCCAAGAGCUCCCCACAGAUCCUACUCAAAGUGACAUACUGGCUGCCAUAAACGCACUAAGCAAGAAGGUGGACACAAGGUUGGCUGAUAUCUCAAAGAGUAUUGGGACUUUGGCCGAAACUGUGAAGGCAACUAAGGGAAGGGUGCACGAGGUUGAGCAGACGACAAUCGAUCACGAGGCCAGGCUACAGGACAUAGAGAAACAGUGCGCAACGCUCAAAAAUGACAACAAAACCCUGAAGGCCCGACUGGAAAUGCUCGAGUCGCAUUCAAGACGCCAGAACAUCCGAAUAUGUGGGAUCCAGGAGGACACGGAGAAAGGGAAACCCACUGAAUUUGUCUCGGAGCUGAUACCGGCAUUGCUGGGGAGUGAUCACUUCAAAACGGCCAUCCUGAUCGACCGCGCACACAGAGCACAGGCAACGAAGCCGGCCAAGGGCGGGCCACCAAGGCCAUUCAUUGUAAGGCUGCACUAUCCCCACACCAGGGAUCUCAUCCUCAAGCUGGCUAGUCAAAAGUUCCCCCUUAACUACAACGGAGCCAGGGUGUCUUUCUAUCCAGAUCUUACCCUGGAGGUGAGGAACCAACGGAAAGAGUAUGAUGAGGUACGCAACAAAUGCAGGGCGGCCAACAUCCGAUAUGGAUUCCUCUUCCCAGCCCGGUUUAAGGUGACAGUCGAGGGAUCAACACGUACGUUUGACAACGCAAAAGAGGCAGAUCUGUUCUUGACAAGCAAGCUCCCCGACUGAGGAUACAGAACGGCUGUGCCAGCAGGCUAAAUGGCCAAAUACAGGCCAGGAUUGUGUGUGAAUUGAAUUUCCGGCCUAUGUCUUUUCGAUCAGAAGAUCAGAAAUUGGGACUUAUAGGAUAGGUGAGAUGUUGUGGCUAAUAUAGCAUUGUUUGGCAUGUCAUGUUUUAGCGCCACUCACCCCCUAACAUGAGAGUUAAGUUAAGUGUUAUUCAAUAUUAGUUUAUAUGCGGAGCAUCUAUAGACGACGAGUUAGUUCAAGCUUUAUGUCUAGACACCCUAACGUUUGUGUGUUAGCCAAGGAGUGCUUCGUUUGGGGAAGUCACUCAGUAAAGGGACGGGAGGGGGGUUGGGGUCUGUGUUUUAUGUUCACGUUUAUUAGUACAGGUGGCAUGACAAGCUCCCGCACGGCGGGACGUUUUUCUUCUGGGUUUUGCAUGACAGCAGCAAUUUGCUUUAAAAUAAGAAAUGCCACAUAGUGACCGAGCACAGAGUAGACCAGGUGGAAUAAAGAUAGUCAGCUGGAACUGUAAUGGAUUAGGGCAUGUCGUGAAACGAGCUAAGGUUUUUUCUCAUCUUAAAUCACUGGGUGCUGACAUAGUGCUUCUUCAAGAAACUCAUAUUAAACGCUCCGCGCAGGCCAAGCUACGAGUCGGCUGGAUCGGUCAGAUAUACCAGUCUAACUUUGAUGCAAAAGCGAGAGGGGUAGCAAUCCUGAUAAGGAAAAACAUUCCUUUUGUUUACUCAACCUCGAUUUCAGAUCCUAAUGGUCGGUAUAUUAUUGUGGCUGGUACACUGAAUUCAAAACCAAUAACCUUGGUCAAUUUAUAUGGACCCAACUUCGAUGAUCCAGUAUUUUUUCAAAGGGUAUUUAAGGCCAUACCAAAUAUCUCGGAUACAGGUGUUAUUGUUGGAGGUGACUUUAACUGUACGUUAGACCCUCUUUUAGAUAAACAGCUAUCAAGGUCACUUCAACAAUCAAAUGCCAGUGUCUGUCUAAAUACAUUGAUGACAAACCUUAACAUUGUCGAUAUUUGGAGACUGACGCACCCAACAGACAGGGAUUAUUCUUUCUUCUCAUCAGUUCAUAAAUCAUAUUCCAGAAUUGACUAUUUUUUGUUGGACUCCAAACUAAUCUCAGCAGCUGAGUCGGUUACCUAUCACCCCAUUCUAAUUACGGACCACUCUCCUCUGUCCAUGGUGCUGAAACUCGACAAUAUGUCGACAGGUCGGCGACCGUGGCGCUUAGACGCAUACCUGUUGAAAGAUGAGGCUUUUUGUCAGUAUUUGGAGGAGCAGAUUGCCUUUUUCCUCAGUACUAACGACACGGGGAUGUUGACGACUCCACCCUUUGGGAAUCUCUAAAGGCUGUGAUUAGAGGUUACAUUAUUUCUUAUACAUCAGAGAGGAAGAAACGUGCCAAUACUAGGCUGAGAGAAAUUGAAAGAGAGUUAGGGGAACAGGAGAACGUUUUUAGGACAAAUUCCUCGUAUACAGUCCUUGAGAAGAUCACAAAGUUAAAGUAUGAAUACAAUACCAUCCUUUCGAAACGGGUGGGCUCUUUACUUGCUAGGACGCAACAAAGUUAUUUUGAACUGGGGGACAAACCACAUAAAUUAUUAGCAAGACAGCUAAGGCAUGUACAAGCAUCUAGAGCUAUUCACAAAAUAAAAGACAAGAAGGGUAAAAUAGUAACAGAUCCACAGGACAUUAAUAAAUGCUUUGCACAGUUUUACUCAGAGCUAUACCAAUCAAAAUGCGAUGCUACUGAUCCACAAACUAUGGAACGCUUUCUCGCUGAUUGUGAACUUCCUAAACUAGACGGGGGGGCAGCUGCCGCACUCGAUGCAGGGAUAACCUUAGAUGAAAUUAACACAGCGAUAGCACAAUUUCCAAACAGCAAGACCCCUGGGCCCGAUGGAUAUGUAAUAGAAUUCUAUAAGAAGUACUGCGCUAGUCUAUCUCCACUUAUGCUGCGAAUGUUUCAACAAUCCAAAGAAAAUACCAAACUCCCGCAAACACUGUAUGAGGCUACAAUAGCCCUGAUCUUGAAAAAAGAUAGAGAUUCCAUGGAGAUGUCGUCGUAUCGCCCCGUGUCGUUACUCCCCAUAGAAAACAAGGUGUUGACAAAGAUAUUGGCAAACCGAUUGAAAAAAUAUAUUUCCGACAUCAUACACCCUGACCAGACAGGUUUUAUCCCGGGCCGACAUAUAUACUACAAUUUGAGACGCCUUUUCAACGUAAUGUAUCAUGAUCAUAAAGUUGAGGCAGUGGUAAUAGCUCUUGAUGCAGAGAAGGCGUUUGAUCAGAUUGAGUGGAAGUAUAUGAUGUCGGUUCUGGAGCAUUUCGGAUUUGGAAAGGAAUUUAUUAAUUGGAUAAGAAUUAUUUAUGCACACCCAAUGGCGUCCGUGGUGACCAAUCAGGAAAUGUCGCAGUCAUUCCGCCUGUUCAAGGGGUGCCGACAGGGGUGCCCUAUUUCGCCUGCUCUCUUCGCUAUAGCCAUGGAACCCCUUGCUACGCGCAUUCGGGCAUGUGCCGAUAUAGCUUCGGUUAAAAUAAAAGACACACAGCACAAAAUUUCCCUAUAUGCAGACGAUGUUCUUUUGUUUUUGUCCAAGCCUAAAACGUCUAUUCCACCAUUACUUAACUUGAUAAACACAUUCGGCUCCUUCUCUGGCUACAAGAUAAACUGGCAAAAAAGUGAGAUGAUGCCAAUAUCACGGCCUGUGGAUAUGCAAUUUCUGCAAUCUACCCCGCUUAGAACUGUGAGGGACAAGUUCACAAGCCUUGGCAUUGUAGUGACAAGAGACCUAGACCAGCUAUUGAAAGUGAAUUGGGACAUGAAAAUAUAUCAGCUUAAACAAAAUAUAGAUUUCUGGAAAACUCUGCCUAUUUCCUUGGUUGGUCGUAUAAACGCUAUUAAAAUGGUUGUCCUACCCAGGUUUCUUUACCUCUUCCAAUGUCUACCCAAUUUCAUACCACAAAGCUAUUUUAAGAAACUGGAUUCAAUAGUAACUCCAUUUUUAUGGGAUAACAAGGCAGCCAGAAUUGCAAAGAAGCAUUUAUGCAAGUACAAGAUAGAGGGGGGCUUUGGCCUUCCUCACUUCAAACUGUAUUAUUGGGCUGCUAAUCUGAACAUUGUGUCUUUCUGGAGGGAAAGUUUACCUGAGAUGAGACGGAAGGAUAUGCCUUCAUGGCUUUUGAUUGAGCAGGCCUCCUGUCAACGCUCCUCACUCCCUGCACUUGUUAAUAGCCCAUCAUAUGUGAAAAAAGCCACUAAUGACUCCAAUCCAGUCAUUUGUCAUACUCUUAGGAUCUGGAAACAGAUUAGGGAUUUUCUUAACAUACCCACUGUGUACAUAGACAGCCCGAUUAGCCGGAAUCAUGCUUUCCACCCUGCAAUGGAUGAUGUGGUGUUUUCACAGUGGAGGGAGAAGGGGCUCACAACAAUUGGUAAUCUAUACAUAGAUGGUCAGUUAGCUUCAUUCCAACAACUACAGGCAAAGUUCAACAUGCCAACAACACAUUUUUUCAGAUACCUCCAAAUCAGGAAUUUCUUAAGGACACACAUCCCACAGUAUGGCAUGAAGCCAAAUAGCCCUACAUUAGAUAGCUUGAUCCUUGUCAAACCCCAUUCAAAAGGAUCGGUCUCCAGACUGUAUGAUGUGCUACAGGCCCACAUAGAGGUAUCCACAGACACCAUUAAAAGGGCUUGGGAACAAGAACUUGGUUCAGAAAUCUCAAAUGAGGACUGGAUAGAAGCUCUCAGGAAUAUAAACCACAGUUCAGUGAAUGCCAGACACAACCUUGUACAGUUUAAGGUGAUACACAGGUUACACUACUCAAAAGUAAAACUGCAUAAAAUAUUCCCGGACACCUCACCACUGUGUGAGAGGUGCAAGCAGGAGGAGGGGACGUUGUCCCACUUAUUCUGGACAUGCCCUAAAUUACAGGCUUACUGGGCUCUCAUUUUUGAUUACUUAUCUAAGGCCUUUGAUAGAGUUCUAGCCCCAGACCCAUUGAUCGCUCUGUUUGGUACAGUUGAUGGGAAUAACCAGGAGGGUAAAGCUGUCUCUCUUUGUACUCUAUUAGCCAAAAGGCUCAUAUUGCAAUUUUGGAAAUUGGAGACUGUACCUACCUUUGAAAUGUGGUUACGGGAUUUAGGGAAUGUAAUCCAUAUGGAAAAGAUUCGAUACAACACCUCCAAUAGAAGUCCAUUGUUUUACAAAAUAUGGCAGCCGAUACUGGAUAAGUGGUCUAGUCCCGCUUCAUAACUGGGCUGACGAUCUGCUGCUACUCUGUGCUGUACUCCACUCAAUAUUUAUUUUUGGCUGAACUACACUGCUUGUAAUGACUAUAUGCUGUCUUCUUAUACACGUACCACCUAAUAGGAUUUUGUUUUAUUUUGUGUAUGUGUGAGUUAACUUUUGUUUUGUCCUCUAAACUGGCCAUCCCAUCCAACAGUACAAUGAAUGUCAUUGUUUGUAUUGCUGUCUCUUUUACUUUAUUUUUAUUGGAAAAUAAUAAACAUAUUAUAAAAAUAAAAAAAAAUAGAAUUUUUCAAUUUAAAUUAUUAUAAAAAAUUAUUGCAACCAAUAUAAUGUUAUUUAUAUGGGGGAUACAAUCUUCCCAGCUCUGCAGAUUUUUGCUGCGAAGAGACAGAAUCUUUAGAUCAUUUGUUUUGGUACUGUCCAUUUGUAGCUUGUUUUUGGUCACAGGUCCAGGAAUGGCUGAAGGAUUGCAAUAUUUACCUGGAGCUAACCCUGCGGAUAGCACUACUGGGUGAUCUGAAAAGUCAUAGUCAAUCGAUCAAUAAUAUAAUACUUUUAGCAAAAAUGUUAAUUUUCAAUUUACAAUCUGUAGAAACAAUGAGAAUAGAAGGAUUCAAAACUUUUGUGAAACAUCACAGUACAGUUGAAAAAUAUAUGGCAAAUAGAAAUCCAAUAUGGAUGGUGUUAAGAGAUAGAUGGGAGGUGUUGAAUGGAGCUGAAGUUUGGGACUAAUAACAACAAGAUAACUAAUGUAAAACAUACUGUGUCCCAGUACCAGGACAUUUAAGCCAAAAAUCCGGUUGCCUCUGCCAGGAAGCUGAAACUUGACCGUGUGUGGAUUUUCCAGCAAGACAAUAACCCCAAGCAAACAGCAAAUUCCACAAAGAAAUGGUUAAUUGACCAAAACAUCUACAUUUUGCAAUGGCCAUUUUAGUCUCCGGACUUGAACCCCAUUGAAAACCUGUGGUUUGAAUUGAAGAAGGCAGUCCAUAAGAGCAGACAAAGGAUAUCAAGGAUCUGGAAAUAUUCUGAAUGGAGGAAGUGUCUAUGAUCCCUCCCAAUAAUUUUGGUCAUGUUUGUUUAUGUGUGUGCUCCUUUCCCUCCCCUCUCUCUCUCUUUCUCUCCUGCCCCUUUGUGUGUCUGUGAUCACUGUGUAUGUUAACCCUCUAUCUCCCUUCCCAUCCAUCUCUCUCCCCAUAGCGUCUCCACGAUGUCGUCCUCCCGCUGUGUGCACGUCUGCAGCAACAGCACGGUGCUACCGGGAGUGACAGCGGGGCUGGGAGGGUGAGUGGGCAGUAUGGCAGUGCCCCCCCCCGUAGGGAGCUGUACCGUCUGCUACUGGCUCUGGUCCUAGUGCCUCCACCUCGAUGGCCCCCACCCCUCACCUGUACUGUGUCUAUACUCAGCCACGGGAGGAGGGAUAGGAGUCUGAAGGUAGGGGGAAAUAUACCCGCAGGGACAACACACGCAUGCACACACACAGACACACACACACACGCUAAUAGACACGCAUGCACACACACACAUGCAGGAACCCUACCUACACACACACACACAGGGACUGCAACCUGAAAGUACAUAUGCAUGCACCACGCACACACCACUCAGGGAGGGGGACUAAAGGGUUAUUUAGGGACUGUGACUAGCACACUGUAGUGUUUUGGUUUGGUGGUCUGUGUUUACGCAACCAAGUAAACAUAAUUCUGCCUCUUCUGUUCCACUUUAAAUAAGAACAUACACACACUCACUCACACAAUCAACACAUGCACAAACACAAAACUACACGUAUAGAACACACACACAGAUAUAUCUAUACAUGCAUACAUACAGUGCCUUCGGAAAGUAUUCAGACCCCUUUACUUUUUCCACAGCCUUAUUCUAAAAUGGAUUUAAAAAAUAUAUAAAAAUCCUCAGCAAUCUACACACAAUACCCCAUAAUGACAAAGCGAAAACAGGUUUUUAGACAUUUUUCCAAAUGUAUUAAAACUUAAGAAAACAUAAAUACCUUAUUUACAUACAAUACCAGUCAAACGUUUGGACACACCUACUCAUUCAAGGGUUUUUAUUUAUUUUUACUAUUUUUUACAUUGUAAAAUAAUAGUGAAGACAUCAAAACUAUGAAAUAACACAUGGAAUCAUGUAGUAACCAAAAAAGUGUUAAACAAAUCAAAAUAUAUUUGAGAUUCUUCAAAUAGCCACCCUUUGCCUUGAUGACAGCUUUGCACACUCUUGGCAUUCUCUCAACCAGCUUCAUGAGGUAGUCACCUGGAAUGCAUUUCAAUUAAAAGUUAAUUUGUGAAAUGUCUUCACUUCUUAAUGCGUUUGAGCCAAUCAGAUGUGUUGUGUCAAGGUAGGGGGGUAUACAAAAGAUAUCCCUAUUUGGUAAAAGACCAUGUCCAUAUUAUGGUAAGAACAGCUCAAAUAAGCAAAGAGAAACGACAGUCCAUCAUUACUUUAAGAAAUGAAGGUCGGUCAAUACGGAACAUUUCAAGAACUUUGAAAGUUUCUUCAAGUGCAGUCGCAAAACCAUCAAGCGCUAUGAUGAAACUGGCUCUCAUGAGGACCACCAAAGGAAUGGAAGACCCAGAGUUACCUCUCCUGUAGAGGAUAAGUUCAAUAGUUACCAGCCUCAGAAAUUGCAGCCCAAAUAACUGCUUCACAGACUUCAAGUCACAGACACAUCUCAACAUCAGCUGUUUAGAGGGGACUGUGUGAAUCAGGCCUUCAUUGUCGAAUUGCUGCAAAGAAACCACUACUAAAUGACGCCAAUAAGAAGAAGAGAACUGCUUGGGCCAAGAAACACGAGCAAUGGACAUUAGACUAGUGGAAAUUUGUAAUUUGGUCUGGAGUCCAAAUUUGAGAUUUUUGGUUCCAACCGCUGUGUCUUUGUGAGAUGCAGUGUGGGUGAAAGGAUGAUCUCUGCAUGUGUAGUUCCAACCGUAAAGCAUGGAGGAGGUGUUAUGGUGUGGGGGUGCUUUGCUGGUGACACUGUCUGUGAUUUAUUUAGAAUUCAAGGCACACUUAACCAGCAUGGCUACCAAAGCAUUCUGCAGCGAUACGCCAUCCCAUCUGGUUUGGGCUUAGUGGAACUAUCAUUUGUAUUUCAACAGGACAAUGACCCAACACACCUCCAGGCUGUGUAGGUGCUAUUUUACCAAGAAGGAGAGUGAUGGAGUGCUGCAUCAGAUUACCUGGCCUCCACAAUCCCCCGACCUCAACCCAAUUGAGAUGGAUUGGGAUGAGUCGGAUGGUAGAGUGAAGGAAAAGCAGCCAACAAGUGCUCAGCUAAUGUGGGAACUCCUUCAAGACUGUUAGAAAAGCAUUCCAAGUGAAGCUGGUUGAGAGAAUGCCAAGAGUGUGCAAAGCUGUCAUCAAGGCAAAGGGUGGCUAUUUGAAGAAUCUCAAAUAUAAAAUAUAUUUUGAUUUGUUUAACACUUUUUUUGGUUACUACAUGAUUCCAUGUGUUAUUUCAUAGUUUUGAGGUCUUCACUAUUAUUUUAAUGUAGAAAAUAGUACAAAUAAAGAAAAACCCUUGAAUGAGUAGCUGUGUCCAAACUUUUGACUUGUACUGUAAGUAUUCAGACCCUUUGCUAAGAGACUUGAAAUUGAGCUCAAGUGCAUUCUGUUUCCAUUGAUCAUCCUUGAGAUGUUUCUACAACUUGAUUGGAGUCCACCUGUGGUACAUUCAAUUGAUUGGACAAGAUUUGGAAAGGCACACACCUGUCUAUAUAAGGUCCCACAGUUGACAGUUAAUGUCAGAGCAAAAACCAAGCCAUGAGGUCGAAGGAAUUGUCCGUAGGGCCCAUUUCAUUUAAGGACCAAAGGAUUGACAGCCUUCCCAUAUAGAUUGCAAAAUAGUUGGGAAGAGAUAUUUGAUGUACCGAUUCCAUGGCAUAGUGUUUACGAACUGAUACGCAAAACGACGCCGGAUUCAAAACGUAUAAUUUUUCUAUUUAAAUUAUUAUAUGGGGGAUACAAUCUUCCCAGCUCUGCAUUUGUAGCUUGUUUUUGGACACAGUUCCAGGAAUGGCUGAAUGAUUGCAAUAUUUACCUGGAGCUAACCCUGCAGAUAGCACUACUGGGUGAUCUGAAAAGUCAUAGUCAAUCAAUCAAUAUGAUAAUAAUACUUUUUUUUUUUGGGGGGGGGGGGGAUGGAUCAGCUUAAUAUUGCAGAUAGAUUGUAUCUUCUAUCAAUGUAAUUGUCUGCAUCACUUCCAAUCCCCCAUGUUUUUUAUAUAUAUAUUCCCCAUUAUUACUUUUCAACCCCACGAUCCUUUCCCUACUUGGAGUAAAUUAGUGAACAACAAUGCCCAGGCCUCUACUUCCGGUCUAUACUAACUAUCUACACCUUAUGGACAGAGUUAAUUUUACAAUAAUUCUAUUAUAUAUAUAUAUAUAUUUUAUUUAUUUUUUGCUCCUGAACUUCUUCUACUCUCAACCUCUCCGAUCAUUUUCAUGAUGUCCAUCCGGUUUGCUUCUAUAUGCCAUAUCUUUCUAACUGUGCUCUUUCCCAAAAGCUCCCAACAUACAACCUAUAUACUUAUUAUGGACACAGUAUGCUUACAUUAUUAGCUAUCUUUGUUAUUAUGUGUUGUUAUUAGUCCCAUCCUUCAACUCUAAUAAUAAUUUUAGCAAAACAAUUUAUUUUCAAUUUACAAUCUGUAGAAACAAUGAGAAUAGAAGGGUUCAGAACUUUUGUGAAACAUCACAGUACAGUUGAAAAAUAUAUGGCAAAUAGAAAUCCAAUAUGGAUGGUGUUAAGAGAUAGAUGGGAGGUGUUGAAUGGAGCUGAAGGAUGGGACUAAUAACAACUAAUAACAACAAGAUAACUAAUGUAAAGCAUACUGUGUCCAUAAUAAGUAUAUAGGCUAUAGGUUUAGAGCUUUUGUGAAAGAGCACAGUUAGAAAGAUAUGGCAUAUAGAAGCAAACCGGAUGGACAUCAUGAAAAUGAUCGGAGAGAUUGAGGGUAGAGGAAGUUCAGGAGUAAAAACAAACAACAUAGAAUUGCUGGGCCACUCAAGGACAUUUAGAGACUUGUCCCGAAGCCACUCCUGCGUUGUCUUGGCUGUGUGCUUAGGGUCGUUGUCCUGUUGGAAGGUGAACCUUCGCCCCAGUCUGAGGUCCUGAGCGGUCUGGAGCAGGUUUUCAUUAAGGAUCUCUCUGUACUUUGUGCCGUUCAUCUUUCCCUCGAUCCUGACUAGUCUCCCAGUCCCUGCUACUGAAAACCAUCCCCACAGCAUGGUGUUGCCACCACCAUGCUUCACCGUAGGGAUGGUGCCAGGUUUCCUCCAGACGUGCCACUUGGCAUUCAGGCCAAAGAGUUCAUUCUUGGUUUCAUCAGACCAGAGAAUCUUGUUUCUCAUGGUCUGAGAGUCCUUUAGGUGCCUUUUGGCAAACUCCAAGUGGGCUGUCGUGCCUUUUACUGAGGAGUGGCUUCCGUCUGGCCACUCUACCAUAAAGGCCUGAUUGGUGGAGUGCUGCAGAGAUGGGAGAACCUUCCAGAAGGACAACCAUAUCCACAGACGAACUCUGGAGCUCUGUCAGUGACCAUCGGGUUCUUGGUCACCUCCCUGACCAAGGCCCUUCUCCCCCGAUUGCUCAGUUUGGCCGGGCGUCCAGCUCUAGGAAGAGUCUUGGUGGUUCCAAACUUCUUCCAUUUAAGAAUGAUGGACGCCACUGUGUUCUUGAGGACCUUCAAUGCUGCAGACAUUUUUUGGUUCCCUUCCCCAGAUCUGUGCCUCGACACAAUCCUGUCUCGGUGCUCUACGGACAAUUCCUUCGACCUCAUGGCUUGGUUUUUGCUCUGACAUGCAUUGUCAACUGUGGGACCUUAUAUAGACAGGCGUGUGCCUUUCCAAAUCAUGUCCAAUCAAUUGAAUUUAUCACAGGUGGACUCCAAUCAAGUUGUAGAAACAUCUCAAGGAUGAUCAAUUGAAACAGGUUGCACCUGAGCUCAAUUUCGAGUCUCAUAGCAAAGGGUCUAAAUACUUUUUUUUUUUACAUUUGCAAACAUUUCUAAACCUGUUUUUGCCUUGUCAUUAUGGGGUAUGGUAUGUAGAUUGAUGAGGGUUAAAACUUAUUUUAAUUCAUUUUAGAAUAAGGCUGUAGGUCAAGGGGUCUGAAUACUUUCCAAAUGCACUGUGUGUAUGUGUAUGCAUAGCUUGUGGGUAAGUGGUUAGUUUAGUUCAGAUCAGCUUUCUUUAUCUAGAUAAAGAUGUAGCCUAAUAUUGCAUGUGUCACUGUCUGUUGCAAAACAAUCACAAAUACACUUAUAAUUGAUCAACAUAAUAUAGUGUAACCUUAUGAACAUGUCAAAUGCAUUUACAACAGAGGAUUCAUUUUCUAGAGUUGAUUGUGUAGUUUGUUUGAGGUUUGAAUAGGAUGCGAUAGUGUAUGUAAAUACUAUCUGUCACUGACUCUGGCUAGUGGAGACAGUUCCAUGCAUUUCAGUCUUUGUCUCUCUAUCUGAAGCUCAUGUGAUAAUGGUACUGUACUAGCAAUGAGUAAGACUAUUUCAGUCAGUGUGUAACACUAGACCAACAAAGAUGUAACUGUGGAAUGUUUUUAAAGACAGUUCAGAAGUAGUUUAGUGGUGUUAUUUUACCCUUGUGCUGUUGAGGACUAUUUAGACUGGUUUAGAGCGGUGUAAUACUCUGGGAAGAUGUGUAUAUAGCGUAGGAGUAUUUUCCAUGUGUGCUGUUAUUUUCUCCUUUUGGUUAGCUCAGGCAAAUUUGUAUCUUUAGUGAAAUGUAUUGGACUAGGAAGUGACCUUUGGAAUACAUUUGCUUACUGAGCUGUCUACUUUCUCUUCAUCCCUUUCUCUCCCUCUCUCUCUCUCUCUCCCUCUCUCUCCCCCUCUCUCCCUCUAUCUCUAUCUCUCUCUCUCUCUCCAGGUAUCCUCCUUCUGUACAGAGGCCCUGACCAUAUGCAACUCCCUCCUCCACCCGCGCACCCCCUCCCUCUCCUUCCCCCUGCCCCCCCUCACCCUCAAACCCACCCCCUCCCAGGCAUCCAGCCUCACCCUCCUAGGGGGGCCCACCCCUGGAACUCCCUUCCCCAGCCGACACCACCUGGGCCUUGGCCACACCGCCCUGCUAGGCUCCCUGGACAACCACCUACCUCUGGUUGUUCCAGGGCUCUCCGGCCAGGGCUCUACCCCAGGAGACCUGCUCCUGUCCCCCCAUCAAGGUGAGCUGGCCGGGCUGGGGCUCCCCGAGGGCCAGAGACCUGUCUUCAUCCGUUACGACAAAGAAGAAGCAGAGGAUGUGGAGAUUUCACUAGAGAGCGACUCGGACGAUAGCGUGGUCAUCGUGCCACAGGGGAUGCUGAUGUUAGAAAGCCAAGAUGGCACCAGCGCUGCGGCCACUCUUCCCGGGUCUUCUUUAGCACCAGGUGGCGUCACACUCCCCGUGCCCGGUCCAGGGGGCGACCCAGGCAGGGACAUCUCCCUCCCCCUUUCCUUCUCCAACAACCUUCCCUCCACCUCCCUUCCUCACCCUCUCCUCCCCUCCUCCACCAUCAACUCGUUCCCUCCAGCUCCGCUAGUCUCUCUCGUUCCCCCUCUCAACUCCACCAGUGUGGCCCAGCUUGGGGAACCCUCUGUGGGGUUAGGAGUCGGGGCUGACUCCCUGCCUGGAGCCCAGCUCCAGCAGAUGUUGCUGCAGGGCCAGCCUCCAGCACCAGGUCAACCCACAGCACUGGGUCUCCCCAUACAGGUACAAAAAUCACUUCAUUUUCACUUAAAGGUCCAGUCGUUAAGUUUCGCUUGUGUCUUUUUACUUUUGGUUUUGUACACCAGCUGAAAAUACAAUAUGUAUGUAUGGUACACAUAGCUUGUUUUGUCACAUAAACUGAAAAAUAAAUAAAUUAAAAGGCAUUUUAGAAACCAGGAAAUGACAGAGCUAUUUAUACGCAUUGCGCCUUUAAAUACAAUUGUCUAACUAACUUGAACUCUACAGAUGCACCAGAACCAGUUAGCCCAGUCCAGCAGAGCCCUACAGCAGCAACAGCAGUCCAUUGACGAAGAUCACACGGUCAUUAAUAUCAACAGCUCUGAUGAAGAAGAGGAGGAUGAAGAGAUGGAGGAUGAGGAUGAGCUCGGAGAGGAGGAGGAAGAGGAGGGUCUGGAGGACGAAGAAGAGGAAGGGAGCGAUUUCCCCGAUGAGGAAGAAUAUUAUGAUGAAGAAGAGUUUGAUGAUUAUGAGGCGGAAGAGGGGGAGGAGAUGGAGGAUGAAGAGGAGGAGGGAGAGAUUCGGCCGUUGGACAGAGAAGGGAGGAGAGGAGAGAUGGGAGGACAAGAGGAAGGAGAGGUGCUCAGAGGGUUGGCGGAGGAAGGAGGGAUAGGAGGAUUUCGAGUGGAGAGAGAGGGGGAAGGAGGGAUAGAGGAGCUGGAGACGGACAGAAGCGCGUACGGGGAGGAAGGGAUAAAGGCUCAGGAGGUAGAGAGCAUCGGAGUGCUGGAGGAAGAGAGAGAGGGAGAGGAGGAUGACGAUGAAGGAAUGAAUGACCCGACCAUGCCUCAGAUCCUGUGUGUGACGGGCGGAGCUCUGGAAGAGAGGGAGGAGCUAGAUCGGGAGGGGCAUGGGCAGAAAGUGAGGUCAUGGGAGCAGAAGGGAGCCAAUCGGCCGGAGGGAAUGUCCUCUUCUGAAGAAGGACCUGCUCCUCAACACCAACAGGAGGCGGGGCCUGCACCGGAAGUGAGGGUGGACGGCGACAAUCAGCCAUCCAAUCAGGAGGGCGAAACAUCCAAACAGGGCGGCGACAACUCCGGACAGGAAAUGAGGUCAUCAACAGCUCCGAGUGAGACAAAGGGGGAGGGGCCUGAACGAGAGAAAGGAGGAAAAGAGGGCGAGGAAGGAGAGGCUGAAGAAGAGGAUGGGAGAGGGAUGAAGAGGAAGAGGGAGGGAGAGGAGGAGGAGGAGGAAGGAACAGGACAGGGAACAGAGAAGAACAAGGUAAGAAAACAGACUGUUCAAAAAGUGUCCAUAUAACCAUCGUACAACUCAGGCUUUUUGUACUAUACAACCCACACAUUGGAUAUGGCUUAGGGGGAAUACUUUAUUUGUAGAUAUACAAAUGAUGUUGGUUAAUGACUGUUGUGCAUUUCCUCUGCCAAAUAAAUACAUUUUGGUCAACAAAAUUAAUAACUUAUGUUGACCAAAAUAAUAUUUAUUUAUCUAACAACCCUCUCUCUCUCUUUCUCACUCACUCACUCACUCUCACUCAGUUGGAUGAAGAAGCGAUGGCGUCCAUGUUAGCCGAUUUCGUAGCCUGCCCUCCGGACAAUGUAGAAAAUGUGCCCUCUGCAUCCAACCGCCCAUCCUAA